Molecule: messenger RNA, 1534 nt
Organism: Fukomys damarensis (Damara mole-rat)
Lineage: Eukaryota; Metazoa; Chordata; Mammalia; Rodentia; Bathyergidae
Gene: Tnf
Product: tumor necrosis factor
Exons: 4
Coding region: 107-805 (232 amino acids)
Biological process (GO): immune response; tumor necrosis factor-mediated signaling pathway; extrinsic apoptotic signaling pathway via death domain receptors
Cellular component (GO): cell surface; membrane
Molecular function (GO): CD40 receptor binding; tumor necrosis factor receptor binding; cytokine activity
Source: RefSeq, a predicted model, not a curated record
AACCAGCCGGGAGGAAGAGAAGCACCUCCAGACCCCCUCUGGAAAAAGCCCAGACACUUAGACAGUCAGGUUCUGUCCCUCUCCCACACACACUGCCCCGGACGCCAUGAGCACAGAAAGCAUGAUCCGGGACGUGGAGCUCGCUGGGGAGGAGCCCCUCAAGAAGGCAGGGGGCCCCCAGGGCUCCAGGCGGUGCUGGUGCCUCAGCCUCUUCUCCUUCCUGCUGGUGGCGGGAGCCACCACGCUCUUCUGCCUGCUGCACUUCGGAGUGAUUGGCCCCCAGCGGGAAGAGUUCCAGAGCAGCCCUUUCAGCUCCCUGGCCCAGACAUUCUCACUCAGAUCAGCUUCUCAAAACGGGAAGGACAAGCCUGUCGCUCAUGUUGUAGCAAACCAACAAGCACAGGAGAAGUUGGAGUGGCUGAGCAAGCGUGCCAACGCCCUCAUGGCCAAUGGCAUGAACCUCACAGACAACCAGCUGGUGGUGCCGUCAAAUGGGCUGUACCUCGUCUACUCCCAGGUCCUCUUCAAGGGCCAAGGCUGCCCCUACUACUUGCUUCUCACCCAUACUGUCAGCCGCUUAGCCGUCUCCUACCAGGACAAGGUCAACCUCCUCUCUGCCAUCAAGAGUCCCUGCCAGAAGGAGACCUCAGAGGGGGCUGAGCUCAAGCCCUGGUACGAGCCUGUCUACCUGGGAGGGGUCUUCCAGCUGCAGAAGGGAGACCGCCUCAGCGCCGAGGUCAAUCUGCCUGGCUAUCUCGACUUCGCCGAGUCGGGGCAGAUCUACUUCGGGGCCAUUGCCCUGUGAGAAGGACAGAUGUCUGCCCACCCCUCCCCCUCCCCACCACAGUCCCUUUGGUUAUUCACUCCUUCGGGUCCCCUCAUCCUCUUCUGGCUCCGAAAGGGAAUUAGGGGCUCAGGGCCAAACUGCAAGCUUGGAAUUUGAAACGAUACCACCACUCAGAAACCGAGGGCAUAGGGAUGUGCGGUGUGGACCAUGGGGUGCUCACUAACCACUAUCAAGAAUUCAAAGGGGGCUUCCGGUUUGGAUCUCUGAGUUCCGCUUGGGACGUCUGGAACAUGAGGAUCGGGAAGCCUUUGGUUUGGGACACUCCUCAGGAAGACCUCGCCUAGAACGUGACAUGAGUGAACCUCAGGCCUUCCUCUCUUCAAAUGUUUCCAGAAUCGUCCCUGAGCUCUGGAUCCCAACUCUCUCCACAGGGCCAAGCCCCUCUAUUUAUGAUUGUACUUGUAUUUAUUAUUUAUUUAUUAUUUAUUUAUUUACUGAUAAAUAUAUUUAUUUGGAAGGUUAGAGUGUUUGGGGGCCCACCAUAGGAACAGCCUCGGGCCAGACAUGUUUUCUAUGAAAACGGAAUGACCUAUGGGCUGUUCCCACCUUGGCCUCUCGGCCUCUGUGCCUUCUUUUGCUUUUGUUUAAAACAAAAUAUUUAUCUAACCUGGUAUCUCAAUAAUGCUGAUUUGGUGACCGACUGUUGCUGCAUCGCUGAAACUCUGCUCCCCAGGGGAGUUGUCUGUA